Molecule: messenger RNA, 1300 nt
Organism: Fomitiporia mediterranea MF3/22
Lineage: Eukaryota; Fungi; Basidiomycota; Agaricomycetes; Hymenochaetales; Hymenochaetaceae
Exons: 4
Coding region: 1-1281 (426 amino acids)
Biological process (GO): ribosomal small subunit biogenesis; ribosomal large subunit biogenesis
Cellular component (GO): nucleolus
Molecular function (GO): RNA binding; DNA binding
Source: RefSeq, a predicted model, not a curated record
AUGCCGACCCCUCCUGAAGAACUAAAAGCCUCUCUAGAGGGACACAACGCAGAGUUUGAGGUCCUGCUGCGGCUCAUUCCUGCCAAAUAUUAUCUCGUACCAGAGGAUUCCGGAGAACAUGUCUCAAAAUAUCAGAAGAAUAGUAAGAAGCAGAAGGCACCGAAGCAGGCCACAAAAGAAGCCAGUAAAAAAGCAAAACGAGAUAAGUUCGAUCCUGCGAACAACAAAUCGAUUAUCGAACUGCAGGAAGAAGCAGCAUUGAAGAAAACUUCAACCGCAUCCAAGAAUAAAGGGAAAACACGGGCACCGAGCGAUGAUGAAGACAACGACAGCGAGGAAGCGGACUGGAACACUGAAAGCAUUCACAUGAAGAUGGACGUAGACGGCGAAGAUGGUGAAGAUGGUGACCGCGAUGACCCCGAGGGAGGAGAAACUGCCAGAAGAAAGGCAGGAAUGGAAUUCAAACCUAUGCCGGCUCCAAGCAGCAUCGAAACUCUUCGUGCAAAACUGCGAGCGCGGAUGGAAGAACUUCGACAGAAGAACGGUUUUAAAGGUGCAAAUGGCGACCCGGGGAGCAAGGACGAAUUGUUGGAGGAACGUCGCCGACAGCGUGCUGCGAUGCGUGAGCGUCGACGAAAGGAGACGAAGGAGAAAAAGAGGAGAGAACGAGAGGAGAAGGAAAAAGGGAACAAGGGCAAAGAAAAGGCACAGACGAGUGCUCCGACCACAAAAACUCAACUACUCGUACCAGACGUAACCAACCAGCAGAAUACCUCCAACGCCUCAAAAUAUACCAACGUGACCUUCUCUACACUCGCUGGCAACGCUCCCACUGCACCCAAAUCCAUCAAAACUUCGUCCAACCCCACUCAAGCCUUAAAGCAGCUCACAAAGCGCGCGGAGGCACGUGCUACCCUCUCAACGGAAAAGCGCAAAGAACUGGAAGAGCGGGACGCAUGGACGAAAGCCGGCGCACGGGUUACAGGUGCAAAGGUACACGACGACGCAUUACGGUUGCACAAGGCUGCAAAGAGGCGUGAAAAGGACAAGGUGAAGAGUAAGAAGGAGUGGGAUACGAGGAAGGAGGAGCUAGCAAAGGCGCAGGCCGUGAGACAGAAGAAACGGGCUGAUAAUAUUGCAAUGCGACAUGAGAAGAAGAAGGGCGGUGCUGGGGCAAAGGGGAAGAAGAAUGUUAAGCGAAGACCCGGAUUUGAAGGGAAGAGCUUUGGUGGUGGGGGAAAGAAGGUUGGUGUGUCUGGGAAGGGGAAGGGGCGAAAGUAGAGAGUACUAUGUCAUGUUU